Molecule: messenger RNA, 3004 nt
Organism: Melanaphis sacchari
Lineage: Eukaryota; Metazoa; Arthropoda; Insecta; Hemiptera; Aphididae
Product: protein glass-like
Exons: 5
Coding region: 398-2452 (684 amino acids)
Source: RefSeq, a predicted model, not a curated record
CGUACCGUAUCAUCCGUACUGGCAGCGCGCGUCCACGACGCAUACCUGUCGCCCGUCGGACUACCACACAAUCAAACACAUCAUAAACACACCGUAAAAACGCCAUUUACCGAUAUCUGAAAUCGCGUCGGAAUUUUCAACGACAUUAUUUGUCGCCCGUACUGAUAAGAGCACCGUCGUACACGCGCCGUAACACACUGCACGUCGCACCAUACGGACCUCCGGCAGUUGCACGACAAUCACAACAACCGUUUUUUCGGGAACUGAUUUCGCAAUACUCGCGCAUAGAUUUUCGGCGUAAUUAUCACGCGCGGGCGGGCGCAUUUUCCCGUUUUCGCAGCCGCGGACCACGACAACUCGUACGCCGCCGCCACCGCCACCACAGUCGUCCCGUGCGAUGGAGAUCACAGUGUCCGCGCCGAUCGACUUUAGCGUGUCGGUCAAGAGGACGCCGCCGACGGCCGUCGUCAGGACGCCAUCGUCCGGGGCCGCCGCGGCCGCUGCGGCUGCUGCUGCUGCUGCUGCUGCUGCUGCUGCGGCCGCGACGAGUUGUGCCAGCGGCGCUUCGUCCGCCACCGCCGCCGCGCAGCAAUCUAACGACGGUCGCCGUUCACCCGCCGUACCGUCGUCCGGUUUCCUCAAGUUUGUUCAGCACGAUCACCAGCACCACCAUCACCAUCACCACCACGCAACCAGCGCCGCCGUUAUAAACGCGGCGGUCGUCAACGGACACCACCACAGCAGCGCCGGCGGAAACAGCGCGUUCCGCUUGGUCACCCCGAAAGCCAAACACAACGAUUGCAUAAAGUUUGGUAUCAACCGCCUGGUGGAAAAGUUCAACGAUAGCCGUUCUACCUACGAUACGUCGUACGCUGCAAACAACAACAACAACAUCACCAAGAGCCUCAAUGAACCGGAUGUUGACAACCGUCGCGGUGACGAUGAUGAUGACGAACGAGAAGUGAAAAACAGCCGAUGCAUGAGAGAUUCAGCCCGAAAAAUAUGGUCGCCAAUGAGGAGUUCGCCGUCGCCGUCCUCGUCAUCCGAAUUAGACGUGGAGAGCCGGUUAGGAUCGCCGGACAUCGACGUGACCAAGUGCGGAUCUACUCCGCCACCACCGGCGCAACCACCGCAACCUGCCGUCUCCAUAGUACAGAUGACCACCCGCAAGCCACCCGUAACCGCCAAGAACUCGGAGGCGUUCAGCGUCAGCGCGCUACUCAAGCCGGACGCGCCUCGGACCCCCAGACAUCCGUUCAAUAACCAUCACCAUCACCAUCAACAGCAACAACACCACCAACAGCACCACCAGCAACAGCAAACACCGGCCAUGACAGCCGCUGACACCAUAUCGGUCACCAGAUCGCUGUUGUAUCCGGCUGUCCAGUUUCCGGAUCUGAUCAAAGACACCCGGAAGGAAGUGCAUCUGCACCCGUCCGCGGCCAAUACGUUGCUCCAGAAACACUUUUCUGGUUUUAGCUUUCACCCGCACUUCUAUUCUGCAGCCAACAUGUUGAACCCGUCUAGCAGUUCACCUGAGCAUGCUGGUAGCGGCGCCGGCAGUGGUGGCAGUGGUGACCUACACACUGACAAUAAUCACAACCUACUUACUAGCUCACUGUAUCUGAGUCUGGGUGCCGUCCAGGCUGCCGCCGCCGCCGCUUUUGUUCAUCCGCUAUCGUCAACCGGUAUGAGUUCGCCGGCGACCAAUCCGUUCCACUCCUCAGGUCAACAGCAGACUUCAGGCGGCGUUGUGGUACCUCACCCGUCGGCUGAGGACAUGAUGAAAUUGCGGCAGCAGUUUGCGCCUGGCUCUAACCAGCCGCUAGCCGCCGCGCCACCAUCAGACCCCGGUGGCCACAUGCGACACCAUCACAUGCUGAUGAGGGGGUCAGUCUUUGGAGACGUGUACUCGUGCAUCAAAUGCGACAAAAUGUUCCCUACGUCGCACGGCUUGGAGGUGCACUCUAGGAGGUCACACAACGGCAAGAGGCCGUUCUCGUGCGAGCUGUGCAACAAAUCGUUCGGCGCCGAGAUAAGCCUGAACCAACACCGAUGGCUCUGCUGUCGUCGAUCGGCGCAUAACGUUGAAAAGUUGUUUGAAUGUAAACAGUGUGGUAAAACGUUCAAAAGGUCGUCUACUUUAUCUACACACUUGCUAAUCCAUUCAGACACUCGACCAUAUCCAUGUCAGUUUUGCGGAAAACGAUUUCAUCAGAAAUCUGACAUGAAGAAGCACACGUAUAUACACACAGGUGAGAAACCGCACAAAUGUCAAGUGUGCGGCAAAGCGUUCAGCCAGUCGUCAAAUCUAAUUACGCAUAGCCGGAAGCAUACUGGGUAUAAACCGUUUGCAUGCGACCUGUGCGGUCGUGCUUUUCAACGUAAAGUCGAUCUCCGCAGGCACAAGGAAACGCAACACACUGAUUUCCGGUCGGGAAAUCUCACGUAAGCCAACCACCCACUUCACCACACACACACACACAAAAAAAAAAAAAUAAAAACAAAAAAAAAUGUGUAUAAUAAUUGUCGCGCAUGUAACACUAUAUUAUAAUUCGCACCUGUAUCCACUUUUACAUUACAUCGUUAUACAUUUACAUGAAUAUAUACUUAUAUAUUAUACUAAAUAUGUAUAUAAGUGUCUUAUCGUUUCUUCUGUUUCUUUAUUUUUAAACUUCAUUGUUUACAAAGUUUUUCCAACUUCAAUGGUCAAUGGUAAAUCAUUAUAAUUAAUUAUUAUUAGUAUUAUUAUUAUUAUUGUCGUUAUAUUGAAAUAAAUAUAAAUCGUAGUCGCUGUGUGUACAUAGUGUAUCAUAAUAUUUUAUUAAAUUGUACAUGCGACGACGUGCGACGCCAUGUAUGGCAUGUAUUUCUUAAAUUAAUUUAUAUAAUUCAUAUUAUAAUACUUAAUAUUGUGUAUUUGUAAUAUAUAAUAAACACAAGUCUUAUGCUAAGUAUAAGAUCAAUGAGUAUAAAUAUAGUUAUAUCAUAUAUAUCAUUAUGA